This is a messenger RNA of Panthera uncia (snow leopard), 2682 nucleotides long. It is a transcript of the gene PAPOLB, whose product is annotated as poly(A) polymerase beta. Gene Ontology annotation, cellular component: nucleus. Lineage: Eukaryota; Metazoa; Chordata; Mammalia; Carnivora; Felidae. The coding region runs from base 187 to 2112 and encodes 641 amino acids. Gene Ontology annotation, molecular function: RNA binding; poly(A) RNA polymerase activity. The record is from RefSeq and is a predicted model, not a curated record. The transcript has a single exon.
GGCCCCGGCGCCAUGUUGGGGCUGAGGGGAAGGCAGAGGAGCGCUUGAAGCGGCGGGAGCGGAGAGGGAGCGGGAGCGGGUUGGACUCGGGCCGGCAGGAGCCCCGCCCCUCCCGCCUCAGCGGAUCAUGACCCGGGCGGAGGUCGCGGUGGCGGGGGAAGUGGCGUGGCGGGGCCGGCGCUAGAGAUGAUGCCGUUUCCGGUGACGACCCCUGGAUCACAACAGACCCCGCCGCCGCCCAAGCGCUGUGGCAUCUCCUCCCCCGUCAGUUUAGCGGCCCCCAAGGAGACUGACUGCGUACUUACCCAGAAGCUAAUCGAAACCCUGAAGCCCUUCGGGGUUUUUGAAGAGGAAGAGGAACUGCAGCGCAGGAUUUUAAUUUUGGAAAAAUUAAAUAAUCUGGUAAAGGAAUGGAUACGGGAGAUCAGUGAAAGCAAGAGCCUUCCGCAAGCUGUAAUUGAAAACGUUGGCGGGAAAAUCUUUACGUUCGGCUCUUACAGGUUAGGAGUACACACGAAAGGUGCCGAUAUCGAUGCGUUGUGCGUUGCUCCAAGACAUGUUGACCGAAGCGACUUUUUCACCUCGUUCUAUGAUAAAUUGAAACUACACGAAGAAGUGAAAGAUUUAAGGGCUGUUGAGGAGGCGUUUGUGCCAGUUAUUAAACUGUGUUUUGAUGGGAUAGAGAUUGAUAUUUUGUUUGCAAGGUUGGCGCUGCAGACCAUUCCAGAAGAUUUGGACCUAAGAGAUGACAGUCUGCUUAAAAAUUUAGAUAUUAGGUGCAUAAGAAGCCUUAACGGUUGCCGGGUGACAGAUGAGAUUUUACAUCUAGUACCCGACAUUGACAACUUCAGGCUAACUCUGAGAGCUAUCAAAUUGUGGGCCAAAUGCCACAAUAUCUAUUCCAAUAUAUUAGGUUUCCUAGGAGGUGUUUCCUGGGCCAUGCUAGUGGCAAGAACUUGCCAGCUCUAUCCAAAUGCAAUAGCAUCGACUCUUGUCCGUAAGUUUUUCUUGGUGUUUUCUGAAUGGGAGUGGCCAAAUCCAGUGCUACUGAAAGAGCCUGAAGAACAGAACCUUAAUUUGCCUGUGUGGGACCCAAGAGUAAAUCCCAGUGAUAGGUACCAUCUUAUGCCCAUAAUCACACCAGUGUACCCACAGCAGAACUCCACAUACAAUGUGUCUGUUUCAACAAGGAUGGUCAUGAUUGAGGAGUUUAAACAAGGGCUGGCCAUUACACACGAAAUUUUGCUGAGUAAGGCAGAGUGGUCCAAGCUUUUUGAAGCUCCAAGCUUCUUUCAAAAGUACAAGCAUUAUAUUGUACUUCUAGCAAGUGCACCAACAGAGAAACAACAUCUAGAAUGGGUGGGCUUGGUGGAAUCAAAAAUCCGAAUCCUGGUCGGGAGCUUGGAGAAGAAUGAAUUUAUUACUCUGGCGCAUGUGAAUCCUCAGUCAUUUCCGGCUCCUAAAGAAAAUCCGGACAGGGAAGAAUUUCGCACGAUGUGGGUGAUUGGGUUAGUGUUAAAAAAGCCGGAAAACUCUGACGUUCUCAGUAUUGAUCUCACCUAUGAUAUCCAGUCUUUCACGGAUACGGUUUAUAGGCAAGCAAUAAAUACUAAGAUGUUUGAGGUAGAUAUGAAAAUUGCUGCAAUGCAUUUAAGAAGAAAGGAACUUCAUCAACUACUACCUAAUCAAGUGCUUCAGAAAAAGAAAACACAUUCAGCAGAAGGUGUCACUUUGACAGCUUUGAAUGACAACAGCCUUGACUUCUCUGUAGACAGUGAAGACGGCAUGUCUGUGCCUUCACCUACGAGCAUUAUGAAGACCGGCCCAAUGACUGGCAGCUGUCAGGGCAGAAACAGUCCUGCUCCUGCUAUAAUGGUGGCAUCUGUGACCAAUGUACAAGUUACUGAAGUCUCCUUGCAACAAGUGAAUCCCAGUGAAAGCUUGGGUGCGUCGGGGGAAAGCAUUCCUCAGACUGCCUCACAACCAGCCCUUUGUCCACCACCAAAGCCCACAGUUGCCAGAGUUGUUUCUUCUACACGUCUGGUAAAUCAUCCACCCAGGCCUUCAGGGAGCACUGCAACAAACAUAGCUAAUCCUAUAGUGGGAGUCUAGCAGACAUUCUCACCUCAGAAAGGACCAAAGAAACUAAAAGAAGAGGAACAAUCUCCUAAAGAGACAGUAUAACUCCACUAGAAACCAUUCAGAUAGUGGCUGGCCAUCUGGAAAACAUCCAGUACAGAACUUUUCAGUAUCUCUGCUCUUCCUGCAAAUCCUGCUCCUGUUACCAAGAAUUCAGUAAGACAGACUGAACUGACAAAAACAACCUCCAGGGUCCAUAAACAAUAUCUGCCAACUCAACCUGUUGUCUUCAAAUGCCACAGGAAGAGAAUGAAGGAUACCGAACGAGAUUUGACUCAAAAUAGAUUUAGCCUUAUUUGGUAACUUCCUUUACUUGGCUAAUCUUGAUCAGAAGUCCAGGUUAGUAGGUGAAGCUAGAACUGUUAUUAAUGUGUCAGCAGCAGUUGUAGUAACUAUUUGAAAGGACUAGUGCCCAUAAAGAGAAAAAAAAAAAAAAAACCAACCCCUUCAGCUGGCAACCCCAUGCCUGACAUCUGGACUGGAUUUAUGUUUGAUGCAUUGUCGGGGAAAAUUUGCAAUACAAAUUGGUAUCAGAAUUCCUUA